AUGUUGCGUCUGUUGACUCGUCAAUUUAGCGCGCUUCGUUCGUGUUCAGCCGAGUCACAACGAGAUGGUGUCCGUCUUAGGAGUCUAGGUGGAACAGCUAAAGAUCAGGACACUUUAAAGCUCGUCUUUGAGAAAUCUCGAGAAGUGAAUCCAAAAGGGUUGGUCAAGAUCAUCCGCAAGGGUGAAAACCUCGGAGUGAUGAGCCUCCGGACUGCAUUGGCACAAAUUGAUCUUUCCAAGGAAGGGUUCUUGUUUAUGGGGUCUGUUAGGGACCAAAAGUUCGGCGACGUUGGGUUGUUGAAGGUGGCUUCUCCACAGAAGGCGCGCAGGCAGCUUACAAAGCAUUUACAGCAACAAAAGACGCAGCAGUUUCAGCAGGAGAAUCCACGGCUUAUAGCCAAACAGCAAAAGCAGGAAAAUCGACAGAAAGAACCCGACGUCAAAAUGGUCAGAGUUUCUUGGCAGAUCACUCCGCACGAUCUCACCAGUCAGAAGCGACACGAAGUUGAGACACAAGUCAAGAAAGGUGAGAGAGUCCGUAUUGUUAUUGAUGAUAAGGACAAUUUCGAUGCUGACGUCAGGGUCGCAGGAGAUGAGAGAUCUCUGACAGAACUGGAAGCCACCAAAAGAGGCAAAAUCGAAAACUUCCUUGACCAACUACUUGAAGAGCUUGGCGUUGAGUUCCAUAAAGAAGGUGCGAUUUACGAUAAAGUGUCUUAUGACGUGAAACCACAAGAACGGAAGAACGAACUUUCUGCAGAGGAAAAAAAGCGUCUCAAGCAAUUGAAGAAGCAGGAAAAACAGGAAAAGCUGCGCCAGCGCACAGAGGAGAAACGUAGGAAGGCACAGGAGGAAUUCAAGAUCCUCACAGUGGAUUAA
Ogataea parapolymorpha DL-1 is the source of this 879-nucleotide messenger RNA. RefSeq lists its product as uncharacterized. The record is from RefSeq and is a predicted model, not a curated record. The transcript has a single exon. Bases 1 to 879 code for a protein of 292 amino acids. Lineage: Eukaryota; Fungi; Ascomycota; Pichiomycetes; Pichiales; Pichiaceae.